GCGGCGGCGAGGGCGACCCCUGGGAGCUGUCCCUGGAGGAGGUGCUGAAGGCCUACGAGCAGCCCGUCAACGAGGAGCAGGCGUGGGCCGUGUGCUUCCAGUGCUGCCGCGGGCUGCGCGGCGCCGAGCGCGGCUGGGGGCCGGCCGGCCGCAUCCGCGACCCCGCAGACCUCCUCCUGCGCAAGGACGGCUCCGUCUCGGCCCGCGGCGAGCGCGGCGCGGCAGAGCUCCCGCUGACCCUGACGCCCUUGGCUGAAGCACAGAUGGUGCAGUCUUUGGGCUUUGCGAUCUACCGAGCCCUGGACUGGGGGCUGGACGAGAACGAGGAACGAGAGCUGAGCCCCCAGCUGGAACGCCUCAUUGACCUGAUGGCCAACAGUGACUCCGAAGACAGCGGCUGCGGCACGGCAGACGAGGGCUACGAAGGGCAGGAGGAAGAGGAGGAGGCGGUGGCGGAGGGACCCCUGAGAGCUGUGCGCACUUUUAGCCAGGCCAUGCGGCUCUGUGCAGCGCGCCUCACCCACCCGCAGGAGGCCCAGGCCCACUACCAGGCUGUCUGCAGGGCCCUCUUCUUGGAGACGGUGGAACUGAAGGCCUUUCUGGCCAAGGUCCGCGAUGCCAAGGAGAUGCUGACAAAACUGAAGGCAGAGGAGAAUGAGCGGAGCGACCAGUCGUCAGCGGAUCUGGACAACCUGAGGAACACAGACUGGGCUCGGCUCUGGGUCCAGCUGAUGAGGGAGCUGCGGCACGGGGUGAAGCUCAAGAAGGUCCAGGAGAAACAGUUCAACCCGCUGCCCACCGAGUACCAGCUGACCCCCUUUGAGAUGCUCAUGCAAGACAUCCGGGCCCGCAACUACAAGCUCCGCAAGGUCAUGGUGGACGGCGACAUUCCCCCGAGAGUGAAGAAGAACGCUCACGAGCUCAUCCUUGACUUCAUUCGAUCCCGGCCGCCUCUGAGACAGGCUUCAGAACGGAGGCUGCGCCCAGUUCCCCAGAAGCAGAGGACGCUCCAUGAGAAGAUUCUGGAGGAGAUCAAACAAGAGAGGAAGCUUCGGCCUGUACAGUCCCAGGGCCCAAACCAGAAAGGCUUCGGCUCCCUGCCUUGCCUCCUGAACGCCUGCUCCAGCAGCGUCAAGUCCACCUCCUGCGUCAACCUUUCUGUCUCCGACUCCGGUGCGCUGCCCCAGCGCCAGAGGCCGAGGGUCUUGCUGAAGGCCCCCACACUGGCAGAGAUGGAGGAAAUGAACAUUUCGGAAGAGGAAGACUCGCCCAGCACAGAGGUGACGGAGGACCCUGGCGCCCUGAUGCCACUGAAGCGGGACCGCUCCUUCUCGGAGCAGGACUUAGCUCAGUUUCAGGGGGGCGACGAGGGCAGCAGCGACCAGUCGGGUUUGGAGAGCCUGGGACGCAGCGGGCCUGAGCCAAGGCCUCGCUCAGGUACCUCCAGCCCUGCAUGGACCAGCAUGGAAAAGGAGGGUUCCGUUCCAGCUAGCUACCACCAGGGCCCCUACGGUGCCAAUGCCAGCCCCACGCCCUCUGACCAGGGUGUUCUCAGCGCUGUAGAGGAGAAGUCAGAAGCAGGCUGUGGUCCCACCCCAGAGGUCAACGUGAAACAUUUGUGGCUGCAGGAGUUCAGCCACCCGGUUGAGAGCCUGGCGCUCACGGUGGACGAGAUGAUCAACGUGCGCCGGGUGCUGGUGAAAGCGGAGAUGGAGAAGUUCUUGCACAGCAAGGAGCUCUACGGCAGCCUGAAGAAAGGAAAGAUCUGCUGCUGCUGCAGGACCAAGUUUGCUCUCUUUUCCUGGCCUCCUGUUUGCCUCUUCUGCAAAAGGUCUGUCUGCAGCUCUUGCAGCCUGAAGAUUAAGAUGCCUUCCAAGAAGCUUGCCCACAUCCCUGUCUUUGCCUUGGGCUUUGAGACCUUGCCAGGCUCGCUGGGCACCAAGGCCCCCCAGUACCGGAGGAGGGAGGCCUUUCACUCCUUGCAGGGCACAUGCUGGCGCAGCGUGGAGGAGGAGUUCCCCAUCAUCUACGCGCACGGCUCCGUGCUCAAGGACGUGUGCAGCGACUGCUCUGGCUUUGUCACCGACGUCGUCAGCUCCAGCCGCAAAAGCAUGGACAUUCUGAACAGAACUCCCAGCCGGAGCCGCAAGACUCAGUCCCUCUACAUCCCGUCCAGCUAGACGGCUCGGCUCUUGGAACACGCAAAGCACCGCCGUGCCCCCCUACCGUACCCUCUGCUGGGCCUGACCCUGCUUGAACAUUUAAGGCAGCCGCGAGGAGGACACGGCCUCUCUGCCCAAGGAACCAUCGCUGGGCGUCUCCGGGAUGUGCUUCCUUCCCUGCUGUGUGUCUGCUCCAGCUGCCGCUUCCUUCCCUUCACAGACAUCUGCCGCCUGCGUGGAGACCUGUAGACACAUCUGUCGGGGGGGGGGGGGCUGGCUGCUGUGCCAACUUGGGCUCUGUUUGGUUUGGGGCUGUCCUGCCUGCAAAUCGAAGACUGGGCUAAGCAGCCCUUCUCCCCUCCCGUGGAGAGCAAGCAGGGCAUGUGGGGCGGGGGCAGCGAUUGCCGUGACACAACUUCUACCCCCCCCCCUCCCCGACCCCACAGGACUGGCUUGUCUGUACUGUGGGCGCCCAGCCCCCCCCCCAAACCACUGCUUGCAGGGAUGGCCAGCUGGGGGCGACGGCCUGCCCCGUCUGGGCACACCUAGAGCGUUCAAGAGCGGUGGGUCAUUCGGCCGGCCGCCCCAACCUCUGUUCUGCUCCUGCUUCCUCCUGCAGCGUCCUCAUUCCCGGAUCUUCCUUUCUCCCACCACCAGGGAGGAGGCAUUUUAAACCCUGGCCAGACCACCUCUGUCUGACCUCGUAGCCCUGUUUUUAUUUCAGAUGCUGUUACCAGGGGGCAGGGACUCUUCCCUGCCCGCCAACUCUGUUUUAUUUAUACAGUAAAUAAUAACCAACCUGUCUCUUUUUUUGGCAAGUGUUUAGAAAGAGCAUUUCUAGUUUGGGGGAGGAUGUGGGGCAGGGGGGCCAGAGUUAUGACUAGGGCCUGCCCCACGGCCGCAUCUGGUGGCUGCCAAGGGGCGUCGGCCGGGUGGUCCUUGUGCGGAUCGGGGCCAGGCUCCGUACCCUUCCUCCACCCCUCAGUUCAUAGCUGCCUGCUUUGGAGAGGAGAGGCAGGGAAGGGCUGCCUUGCCCCAAGUACCAAAGUGGUGGGGGUUUGGCUAUACCCAUCAGUGCUCAGCCACUUCAGGCUGCCCCGAGACGGCUUCUUGGCCUCUCUUUGGAUGGGCGGGGGCUGCAAGGGGCGGGGCUGCCAAUGUCCUUUCCCCUUGUGGCUGGUGCGUGGGGGCAGUGCAGGCUUUGCCCUGCUUGUCUCUUUCUCCUGGCAACUAUUUUCAGAGCCCUGCCAUAUUCCAAAACUGCACCAGGAGCCAGGGCUGUCAUGUCCAAGUUGAGUUGGGCCGGAGUGCCAAAUUAACACCCCUUGACUUCCCAGCCACUCUUUGCAGGAGGACAGGGCAGCAUCCCGCCGAGCUCUCAGCCCGCUCCUGUCCAGACGGGAACAGAAAUCUGGCUUGGCCCGUUCUGCAGGCCAAGAGUCUGGCUGGCAAAGGCUGCUGCUGGGGGUGGUUUGGAAUUGGCAGCUGAAGCCCACCCCCAGGGCCUCCGAUGUUCCUUGCGUGGCCCGGCUGUGUAACCUAGGCGUAUAAAGGCUCCGUGCUCACUGUGUGAUGAUGGUUGUCACUCCAAGGGAUUGAGGGGGGCAGCAGAGAGGCAGGCACUUGGCGUCCUUGCCCAGAGCUGCUCAGUGGCCUUGGAGCCUCGGCCAGCUGCUGGUGCGAAUGGAACUAUGGCCCCGAGGCCCUGACUCGGAAAGGGUGAACUGAACAUGGAGGGCCCUGGUUGCUUUCUUCCCCCAACCACCAAUAAGCCCUGGAGGUGCUUUGGGAUCACCCUUCCUCCCCAGGGAAAUCAAUUGCUCCCUGAGAGCCCCUAGUUUUCUACUGAGCAGGGAGCAGAGCCUAUACCUGCUGGGGUGUGUGAGUAACUAGUUGUGCAAUCAGUCGAUUGUUGCAUACAAAUCAAGGGUUUGCGCAUUUGCAGAACAGGUGGUGGAAAAGCGAUAGAGGCAGAGCAGGGCCAGAAAGGGCAGCCUGGCCUUUGCAGGUUCCUGAGAAAGCCACCUUGUCCUCCCUGCUGAUGGCCGCCCUCUCGUAGCCGUGCCUGGUGCUUGUCUUGCUUCGUGGGCCAGUCUGCUUGUGUGCCUCUGCUGCGUUGCGCUGCUGUCUCUGGACUCUGAAUUGCCUUAGCCAAGCACCCCUCCGUCUCUGCAGUCGUCCAUUGCACUCCACCUCUGAGAGGGGGGCAGGAUCUCCCGCCCCUCCUCCCGCCUGAACUUGCUCCUCUGGCCAAUGUUUUCCAAGCAAACCUGAACUGUAAAGAACUGUAAAUAAA
Messenger RNA from Eublepharis macularius, 4458 nucleotides. It is a transcript of the gene SPIRE2, whose product is annotated as spire type actin nucleation factor 2. Gene Ontology annotation, cellular component: cell cortex; cytoplasmic vesicle membrane. Gene Ontology annotation, molecular function: actin binding. The transcript has 15 exons. Lineage: Eukaryota; Metazoa; Chordata; Lepidosauria; Squamata; Eublepharidae. Gene Ontology annotation, biological process: intracellular transport; actin filament polymerization; cleavage furrow formation. Bases 264 to 2180 code for a protein of 638 amino acids. The record is from RefSeq and is a predicted model, not a curated record.